This is a messenger RNA of Corapipo altera (White-ruffed manakin), 684 nucleotides long. Its product is annotated as serine protease inhibitor Kazal-type 5-like. Gene Ontology annotation, molecular function: protein binding. The transcript has 8 exons. NCBI's taxonomy places the organism in Eukaryota, Metazoa, Chordata, Aves, Passeriformes, Pipridae. Bases 1 to 684 code for a protein of 227 amino acids. The record is from RefSeq and is a predicted model, not a curated record.
AUGGGGCCUGUUUUUGGCCUCCUGCUGUCACUGCAGCCAUGGAAUGAGUGCAGGAAAAUUUGGUCACUUCUGCGCAGUGGGAAGUUUUCCUGUCCCACCACCAAGGAGCCCUUCAGGAGCCCGAAUAGCAAAGGCGACCUCAACAAGUGCAUGAUGUGCCAAAGGCUGCUGGAAAGAGACUCAAACAAAGGGAGUGGUGGAGAGGUGGACAGGAAUGUGAACUCCUUGGGAAAGGAUGACUGUUGGGAGUUUCGGGAUCUAUUCAAGAAAGGGAAACUUUCCUGCACCAGGGAAAAUGACCCUGUCCGGGAUGCCUCUGGGAAGCAACACAGCAAUAAGUGCAUCAUGUGUGCAGAGAAGUUCAAAAGGGAGAAUGAGCGGAAGUUAUCUAAAAACAGACAAGGAAAAGAUAAGGAUGACUGCAGUGAGUUUCGCUCCCAGUUUGAAGCUGGUGGACGACUGUCCUGCACGAGGGAGAAUGACCCUGUCCGGGAUGCCUCUGGCAAGCAGCACACCAACAAAUGUCUCAUGUGUGCCGACAAGUUCAAAAAGGAAGCUCAAAGAGGAGGUGGAACGGGCCAGCGUAACAGAUUGCCCACUUCAGAGAGGACAAACCAGAAGAACUGUGGUGGUUCACGGCAGGGUGUAAAUGAGAGACGUCCCUUCUCAACGGGCCGAGGGUGA